AAUAUCAGGUAUAAUCUUCUUUACACAUAACUUUCACAAUGUUGAAAUUGAAUUUACUGGAACGGUAAAAAUCUGUUAUUCAAUUCUAAAGCACUCUGUUUCUUCAUUAUGACAAAUCAAAUAGAGAUAGUUCGCAGAUACAAAUCUCACAAGUUUCUAAUAGUUGAUAACAAAAACCUUUGUUUUUUCAGAAUCUCAUGUCAAAAUCGUCUGAGUCUUGUAAACUAAGAAACUAGAUUAACUACAUUAUUUUAAGAGAUAACUUCAGAUUAUCAUAGAAAAUAGAAGAAACCUUGUUUUGAAAAUAGCUGCAAAGUAUUAUACUAGAUAACCAAAUAUCUAAUGAACAUUAUCUAUAGAUACGUCUGCUGAAAUUUAGGACAAGUUUAUAAGCAUUGAACCAUAAUAGAAUGGGCGUUUUCAAUGUUGUGCAUAAUUUUCUGCUAGGAAUGUUUGAAAAAAUUUUCUAUUAAUUAUUAUUUGAAUUUGUAUUUAAUUAAAUAAUUAAUUCUUUGUUAGCGCCAUUAAUCAAUACAACUGCAACUAACAACAUAACACAAAUACUGACAACCAGUAUAUCAACAACAAUUGUUUCAUCAACAGCAUCAUCAUCAUCUUGCCAGUUAACGUUUGAAUUAUUAACUAGGCAAUUCGAUAACCGACAAGCAGAAGGCUCAAUUGCUGUGAGUGAUUUUAAUAACGAUGGUCAAUGGGAUAUUAUUUUACCUCUUUUUCGCCAGUACACUAAUAUAGUAGUGUUUGGGGAUGGCUAUGAUUCCUUCAUAACAUCAACAAUAAUAGGCACGGGAUGUUCCUCGACUGGAACAUAUGUCAUUGCCGCUGAUAUCAAUAACGAUGCUCAGAUGGAUAUUGUUACUGCUUGUGACGGGGGUCCAAACAUAGUCAGCAUUGUACUUGGAAAUGGCGAUGGAUCUUUUCGUGAGGCAAUAGUAUAUUCAACAGGAGAAGACGGAUAUGCCAUAUGGCUCGACACCGGCGAUUUCAAUGGUGACGGUAACUUAGACAUUGUUGCCUCUAUAUAUGGAAUUUCCGGUAAUCGUACUGUAGAAGUGUUGUUUGGGGAUGGUAAUGGAUUCAUCGGAGGACAUACACGGUUUUCGACAGGACAGAAAGACCCUUCGUGGUCACUUGUUGUUGGUGAUUUCGAUAAUGACAGACAAUUAGAUAUUGCUAUCGGCAAAUUUUAUGUGCCACAGAUAGUUAUGCUGCUAGGAUAUGGCAAUGGGAGUUUUGGACCACCCAUAAUCAAU
Molecule: messenger RNA, 1271 nt
Organism: Adineta steineri
Lineage: Eukaryota; Metazoa; Rotifera; Eurotatoria; Adinetida; Adinetidae
Source: the annotation of a GenBank genome assembly